GGACACCAGAAGCGGCUCGUACUUCAUUUUUCCCGUUUCAUCAUACGAGUAUGAAGAAUCUUGCGGUCCUCGCGGCCGUAUUUGUGGCUGCCGCCAUCCCAGCGGUGCAAGCGCAAUCAUCACGACCCCAGCUGGGUUACUUCACAUUCCUCCGGUACCGGAACCAGGAGUGCGAAGGCCGAUACGGUCAGAAUGGAACUUGUGUGACCGAGAGCGAUUGUCAGUCCCGUCAGGGACUUGACGUCGGUCGAUGCGCCGAGGGCUACGGAGUGUGUUGCCGAGUCUCUUUCACGUGCAAGAUGGUGAACAGGAAGAACGAGACCGAGUUCGUGAACCCCGGCUAUCCUAAUGGAGAAACUGGAACUUCAACCUGCGACGUCACCCUCGAGAAAACUUCGGACAUCUGUCAGAUCCGUCUGGACUUCAUAGAGUUCUCAUUAGCUCAACCCGACGAGAAAGGUCUCUGCUCUCGUGACUCGUUCAUGGUCAGGAACACCGUUGGGGAGAAAUUCCCCAUUCUCUGUGGUGAAAACAGUGGUCAGCACAUCUACAUCGAUAUGGGACGUCAGUCUGGGAACCCAGUGGUACUGUCAGUCGUGUCGACAGGAGCUCAUUCGCACGAGCGUAAGUGGAGGAUUAAAGUGUCCUACAUCCCUUGCGGAUCGCUUGAUAUCGUUCCACCCGGAUGUCUGCAGAACUUCCGAGCGCCGAGCGCCAUCGUCCGUUCGUUCAAUUACGGAUCUCCACUGACCGGCAAUGUGCGCUACCUCUCCAACCUCCGAUAUUCGGUCUGUCUUCGUGUUGAAGAAAACUUCUGCUCUAUUAAAUGGGAGACCGAAACCGAGGACUCAUACAGCUUCGGACGUCCAUACGAGAGCGGUACCUCGGGAGCAAAUUGCGAAGAUGACUUCAUCACCAUCGAUCAAGGUUCCACCUAUGGAAUGGGUCCCGGAGAGGACAGAUUCUGUGGCAGUCGUCUCCAUGAGAGAAACGUUCUCAUCUCUCACAGUAAACCGUUCCUGCUACGAGUCACAUCCAAUAGCGAUGCGGCUGGAAACUCGAUUGAGUCUCAAACUGGCUUCUCCCUGAGAUACACUCAGCUCCCUUGUGUGGAUUAAGGGGGAUGAGAUAUUCUAGGACAUCUCAAGUAGAUGAGGACGCACAUUUUCGAGAUGGAGCAAGAA
Molecule: messenger RNA, 1184 nt
Organism: Galendromus occidentalis (western predatory mite)
Lineage: Eukaryota; Metazoa; Arthropoda; Arachnida; Mesostigmata; Phytoseiidae
Exons: 6
Coding region: 51-1118 (355 amino acids)
Source: RefSeq, a predicted model, not a curated record